Messenger RNA from Pungitius pungitius (ninespine stickleback), 1825 nucleotides. It is a transcript of the gene kbtbd13b, whose product is annotated as kelch repeat and BTB domain containing 13b. The coding region runs from base 23 to 1414 and encodes 463 amino acids. Lineage: Eukaryota; Metazoa; Chordata; Actinopteri; Perciformes; Gasterosteidae. The transcript is spliced from 2 exons. The record is from RefSeq and is a predicted model, not a curated record. Gene Ontology annotation, molecular function: protein binding.
UUCAACGUCAGAGGCGACCGCGAUGUCGGAGGAGGGCGCCGGCGGCGGCGAGAGCCACAGCUCCUCGGCCCGGCUGACCAUCGUGGUCGGAGGCGUUCGCUUCUCAGAGGACAAGGCCUUCCUGAUCCAGAGCUGCGGCUAUUUCCGAUCGCUGUACCGCUCCGGGAUGAGGGAGUGCCGACAGGAGGAGAUCCACCUGCAGGCCCUGCGCGCCCGAGGCUUCCUGGUGGCGCUGGCCGUGCUGCGCGGCGGGCGGCCCGACCUGGACGGCGACGACAUCGUGGAGGCCAUCGAGUGCGCCGCUUUCCUGCAGGCGGCGCCGCUGGCCGAGCACCUGGCGGGCCUCGUCGACUCGGACAACUGUCUGCUGAUGUAUCACACCGCCGCGACCUUCGGCCUCUCGCAGCUGUACCACGCCGCCGCGCUGUUCAUCCGCGACAUGUACGCCGACCUGCGGGCGGAGGUCAGGUCGGCCUUGGCGCCGGAGCUGGUCUCCUACGUGGAGUCGUUGACGCCGAGGGUUUUCGCGGCCGUGGGCGCUCACGUGACCUGCGGCGAGGAGGAAACCGUGCACGCCGCCUCCAGGACGGUCUGCUACCUGGACGAGACCGCCAACGCCUGGAAGGUGCUGACGGAUCUCCCGCCGGGCGCCAGCACCUCCCUGGCUGGAGUGGCCGUUCUAGACAACCGGCUGUACAUCGUCGGGGGGGUCCACGGACCCCACAAGCAGGUCGUGGACUCGUCUUUCUGCUACAGCGUGGAAAGCAACAGCUGGCGCCGGAUCCCCGGCCCGGCUCAGCCGCGAUACAACCUCAGCCUGCUGGGCGCGGCCGGGCGCCUCUACGCCCUCGGGGGAGAGCAAGAGCGGACGCCGAUGUCGUCCGUGGAGGCGUACGACGUGGGGGCCGGGAGGUGGGCGCACGCCGCCCACCUGCCCCGCCCGGCGGCGGGGGCGGCGUGCGCCGCAGCGGCGGGCAGGGUGUUCGUGUGCCUGUGGAGGCCGAUGGAGACCACGGAGAUCCACGAGUACGUCCCGGCGUCGGACGAGUGGCGGCUGGUCACCGCGCUGAUCCGGCGGCAGAGCUACGGCCACUGGUUGGUGGGCCACAGGGACGACCUGUACGUGGUGAGGAACGGGCCCUCGGACGACUUCCUGCGCUGCCUCGUGGACUGCUACAACCUGACCUCGGGCCAGUGGUCGUCUCUGCCGGGACACUUCGCCAACAGCCGCGGCUCGCUGUUCACGGCGGUGGCGAGGGGCGACUCGGUGCUCACGCUCAACAGGAGCGCCACCACGGAGUUCGCCGUGGGCGGGAAAACCUGGAAGCCCCGGCGGCAGAUGAAGGGCUUCCCCAGGAGCGGAUCCGUGUGGACGUUUCUGCUCCGGCUGCCGGACGCCACGACGCCGCCGUGACGGCUUCACCCACAAGGAGAUGUGGAGAUAGCUUCUGUUUCCUGCGCGGCCUCGGCUUCCUGUUGGCACACAGCGACGGUGAUGACGAUGAUGACGAUGAUGACGAAGGAGGUCAACGACGGGCAGAGCCAGGCACGGCGGCCGGGCCGGACGCCAGCAGCUGGCGGCGAGGGGGCCUAGGUCAGGGGGGGUCGACACCUGAUGGUCCGGUUAUUAGCAAAACACAAGAAGUUCUGAGGCUGCAGAAACAUCCAUUUAAUCAAAAUAAAUCCUAAUAAAAUUGAUUAAUGAUAAUAUUAAAAAUGAUCACUAUUAAUACUGAUAAUUAUGAUUGUUAUUGUUGUUAUAGGACUUGAUUGUUGUGUAUUGUUUUUACAUCCUUUUGUGUGCCUCUUUUUACUCCUGUUUGUU